UAAUCAAUAAAAGUUAACUCACAACACCAGCAGCACCGUGUGGUCCGCGGCGGCAGAAUUCAAAUAACAGAAACCGAUUUCCGCUUCUCCCUGAAGAUGGCCAGUUCUAGGAAGGUUUUCCACAAGAUCCAGGAGUUGAAUAAAUGUGCCGAAGGUGUGAAGCACCUGGUAAAUCGGAAUCCCCGCAACCUGGAGCGGCUGCGGGUGGCGUACAAAACCGACGGAUAUCAUCUGGAGAAACCGGGCCGCAGCUACUGGCAUAAAUUGGAACUGACAGCUAGCAACAAAUACGUGUCCGCCAAGCUGAACCACUUCCAGAACGGAACCGUCGUCGAAAGCAGCACUUCCGAGUGGGCUAUCAAGCAGCAUUUGUUCAAGGGAAACGACACGGCCGCCUACGUCAAUCUGGCCAAAAUUUUUGCCACCCGCUGCAUGGAGGCCGGACUGACGGAAAUGCGCUGCGACCUGCAGCCAAAACCCAACGGAAAGGUGGACAAGUUCCUGGAAACCCUAACCAGCUGCGGCAUCAAACUGGAAGAACCGGAACGACUCAAGCCAGCGCGACCCUGGGACAUGGAACGUCCGGAAAAGCCGUGGGAAGUGACGGAAUGAAAAAAAAAAAAAACAGCAUUUUGUGUUAGGUUUUCUCUAGAUUUAUUUUAGCCAUCUUCGGUAAUAAACAUAGGCAAGGUCAA
Culex quinquefasciatus (southern house mosquito) is the source of this 695-nucleotide messenger RNA. It is a transcript of the gene mRpL18, whose product is annotated as 39S ribosomal protein L18, mitochondrial. The transcript is spliced from 3 exons. Gene Ontology annotation, cellular component: mitochondrion; ribosome. Gene Ontology annotation, biological process: translation. Lineage: Eukaryota; Metazoa; Arthropoda; Insecta; Diptera; Culicidae. Gene Ontology annotation, molecular function: structural constituent of ribosome; 5S rRNA binding. The record is from RefSeq and is a predicted model, not a curated record. Bases 97 to 612 code for a protein of 171 amino acids.